AUGCGUGCGUCGCCUCCCCCAGAGCCAGGAAUGCGUGCGUCGCCUCCCCCAGAGCCAGGUAUGCGUGCGUCGCCUCCCCCAGAGCCAGGUAUGCGUGGGACACCUCCCCCAGAGCCAGAAAUGCGUGCGUCGCCUCCCCCAGAGUCAGGUAUGCGUGCGUCGCCUCCCCCAGAGCCAGGAAUGCGUGCGUCACCUCCCCCAGAGCCAGGAAUGCGUGCGUCGCCUCCCCCAGAGCCAGGUAUGCGUGCGUCGCCUCCCCCAGAGCCAGGUAUGCGUGCGUCGCCUCCUCCAGAGCCAGGAAUGCGUGCGUCGCCUCCCCCAGAGCCAGGAAUGCGUGCGUAG
Messenger RNA from Procambarus clarkii (red swamp crayfish), 342 nucleotides. NCBI's taxonomy places the organism in Eukaryota, Metazoa, Arthropoda, Malacostraca, Decapoda, Cambaridae. The record is from RefSeq and is a predicted model, not a curated record.